CUCCUUCCGGCUCGCGAAGUGGCGCGCCUUCCGCACGUGCCUCGUUUUCUGGGAUAUCUGGAUUACUCCUGCAACCGGUGAUCUUGUCAAGUCGGGUCUCCUUUCAGGCGUAAGGAUGAAGGCAAGAAGAAAUAAGAAACAGCUUCCAAGCUUUCGCAAGUUGCUAAAAACUAGUAAAGUCAAGCUUGAAAACAAGCUAAAAAAUAAACAAUUUAAACAACAAAGCGCUCUCAAGAAGUACCGAAAAGAACAGAGGAAACUAAGGCAAGCUGUAAGAGAUGCUGUGUCUAAGAAACCAAUUCCAUUGGAGGACCCAAAGGAUAAACGUGGACCAGGUAAAAGGGUUGAGAGGGAAGAGGAGGAAGAAGAGGAAGCCCUUCCAUUAGAUAUGAUGGAUGAAGAUGACUUACAGUUAAUGAAGGAUUUAGGACAAAGAGCAUCUUUUCUAACAAGAGAUCUUUCUUCUAGUGAACCUGUUCAUACCAGGAAACGAAAGCAUGAGCGCGUUAUAGAUAAAUAUGAAAAAAUACCAAGAACUCUACAGACCGAACCAGAGAAGGAACUGAUUCAUUUGCUUCCUAUCAAAGAUAAAAGUGGUAUAAUCCCACAGACCAGGGAGAAGCCAGUUAUUGACAGUAACAAAGAAGAAGAGGAUCAAGAAGAAGACAUGGUGCUUGAGGAAGAGAUCAUUGAGGAUCCUAUUCAAGAGCUGACCAUAGAAGAACAUUUGAUUGAGAGAAAGAAGAAACUACAGGAGAAGAAACUGCAUAUUGCAGCCUUGGCAUCUGCUGUAUUAUCAGAUCCAGAAAGUAAUAUUAAAAAAUUGAAAGAAUUACGUUCCAUGCUGAUGGAACAGGAUCCUGAUGUGGCUGUUACUGUCCGAAAGCUGGUGAUUGUUUCUCUAAUGGAGUUAUUUAAAGACAUUACUCCUUCAUAUAAAAUCCGACCUCUCACAGAAGCAGAAAAAUCUUCCAAGAUCCGCAAGGAAACUCAAAAGUUGAGAGAAUUUGAAGAAGGCCUGGUUAGCCAAUACAAAUUUUAUUUGGAAAAUCUGGAGCAAAUGGUUAAAGAUUGGAAGCAAAGGAAGCUGAAGAAAAGUAAUGUAGUUUCCUUGAAAGCAUACAAAGGACUGGCAGAAGUGGCUGUGAAGUGCCUGUGUGAGCUGUUGGUGGCGCUACCUCAUUUUAACUUCCACAACAACAUUAUUGUAUUGAUUGUCCCACUUAUGAAUGACAUGUCAAAAUUGAUAUCUGAAAUGUGUUGUGAGGCAGUAAAGAAACUCUUCAAACAAGAUAAAUUAGGCCAAGCUUCUCUUGGUGUAAUUAAAGUAAUUUCUGGUUUUGUGAAGGGCAGAAAUUAUGACGUUAGGCCAGAGAUGUUAAAAACAUUUUUGUGCCUAAGAAUCAAGGAAGUAGAAGUGAAAAAAGAUACAGAAGACAUUAAUAAACCAAAAAAGUUUAUGACUUUUAAGGAAAAGAGAAAGAAUCUAUCAAGAAUGCAGAGAAAGUGGAAAAAAGCAGAAGAGAAACUAGAACGAGAGCUACGGGAGGCAGAAGCUUCAGAGAGUACUGAGAAAAAACUUAAAUUGCACACGGAGACUCUGAAUAUUGUGUUUGUAACCUACUUCAGAAUAUUGAAGAAGGCCCAGAGGUCACCUCUCCUGCCAGCCGUUCUAGAAGGCCUUGCCAAGUUUGCUCACCUUAUAAAUGUGGAAUUUUUUGAUGAUUUGUUAGUAGUUCUUCAUACUCUCAUUGAAUCUGGAGACCUAAGCUAUCAGGAAAGUCUUCACUGUGUCCAGACUGCUUUUCAUAUUCUUUCUGGACAAGGUGAUGUUCUGAAUAUUGAUCCAAUGAAAUUCUAUACACAUCUCUACAAAACACUGUUCAAGUUACAUGCAGGUGCUACCAAUGAAGGUGUUGAGAUUGUACUCCAGUGCCUUGAUGUCAUGCUGACUAAGCGCAGAAAGCAAGUUUCUCAGCAGCGAGCCUUUGCCUUCAUCAAGCGCCUUUGUACCUUAGCUCUUCAUGUUCUUCCAAAUUCAAGCAUUGGCAUUUUAGCAACUACCAGAAUAUUAAUGCAUACUUUCCCCAAAACAGAUUUGUUGCUUGACAGUGAAUCUCAGGGAAGUGGAGUUUUCCUCCCUGAGCUGGAUGAGCCCGAGUACUGUAACGCCCAGAACACUGCUCUGUGGGAAUUGCAUGCACUUCAGAGAUAUUAUCAUCCCAUAGUGCAGAAAUUUGCAUCUCACCUGAUUGCUGGAGCCCCUUCUGAAGGCUCUGAAGCCCUCAAACCAGAGUUGAGUCGAAGAUCGGCUGUGGAACUGUUUGAGGCCUAUAGCAUGGCAGCAAUGACGUUUAAUCCUCCUGUUCAGUCUUCAGCCUCCAAAAUUAAGGGUAAAAAUUUACAAGGGGAUUCCUUUUUGAAUGAAGAUUUAAAUCAGUUGGUCAAAAGACAUUGCAAUGAAGUCGUUACUCAGUUGCCUUUGGAUUUCACCAAAUGUUUGGAAACAUCACUGCAAUUGUAGAAGAAUGAAGAGUCAGUGGACUUCCUUGUGUAUAUAUGUGUGUGCAGAUCCAAAAAAAAAAUAAUAAGCUAUUAACUUAGGACCUUUUCUUUUUAUACAAAGAAAACUUCCUAAGAAUGAUUAGGAAGGGGAGGAAGAAUUACCUUUUGUAUAGUAGUUCUGCCCCCGUUCUAAAAAUGUUAUUUCAUUAAGGAGAUUGAAAGCUGUUCCCCCACCCCAAUAGUUGGAAAUUUCUAUUAUUAACAUGUUGCCUUUUUAAAACUUCAUGUACCCAUAGUAAGUUAUAGUUAAAAAAAAUCUUUGGACUGGAUCUUACUGAAAUCCAGUUGAUGUAUUAAUUUUAGAACAUAGAGCACAGAAAAAUCAAGACCAUGAGAAUACUUGUUACCAUUUAAUAUUCUUUAUAACUACUCUUUAAAACUGAAUAAAUAUUAUUUUUAUUACAACAGUAUAAUGGAAAUAAGAAAGAUUUUAAAUUUGAGUAAAUAUAUUAUUGUGAAGAUUUUUUUUUUUUUUUUUUUUGAGACAGUCUCAAACUGUCGCCCUAGGUAGAGUGCCAUGGCAUCAUAGCUCACAGCAACCUCAAACUCUUGGGCUUAAGUGAUUCUCUUUUCUCAGCCUCCCAAAGUAGCGGGGACUAUAGGCGCCUGCCACAAUGCCUGGCUAUUUUUGUUGUUGUUGCAGUUGUCAUUGUUAUUUUAGCUGGCCCAGGCUGGGUUCAAACCCGCCAGCCUGUGUGUAUGUGGUUGACACCCUACCCACUGCUACAGGUGCUGCCUUUGUGAAGAUUUUUGAGAAAAAAAAUAGCUUGAAAUAGAAUUUAGGUUCAGUGGCUUUUGCUGAUAUGGCUCAAGAAGUAACCUAACAAGGCCUUUUAAAAAAGGAAUCAUCAAGCUAGACCUGGUUGCUCCUGCCUAUAAUCCUAGCACUCUGGGAGGCCAAGGUAGGUAGCUUGCCUGAGCUUAGGAGUUCAAGACCAGCCUGAGCAAGACCCCAUCUCUACUAAAAAUAGAAAAGAGGAUCUCUUGAGUUCAAGAGUUUGAGGUUGCUGUGAGCUGUGAUGCUAGCGUACUCUACUCAGGGCACAGAGUGAGACUCUUUCCCCCCAAAAAUAAAAAGAAUCAUCAUAAGAGUUUACUAUGGCUACUUUUGAAGAAAGUUUGAAUGUGACUCGAUUCUAUUUGAAGUUCUUUGCAUUUUCUCACAUGCCCUGGAGGGUGAUGGGGAAAGACUUGCACCAGGGUAGAAGAACCAAAUCUAAGACUUUACCAUUCUGUUCUGGGGAACCAGUGUGGGGCUCCCUCCACCCUUAACAGAUAAAAAUCCCUUUUCUUAUAAAGGAGAAUUUUAUGUAAUAGCUAUUCCCAAAUUCUAGGAAUAACCUAAAAAAAUACAUGUUUUAGUAAUCAGGUUAUAAUUAUUCUCUACUGGAAUAGUUGAAUAAAACAACUGUUUUCUCUGCUUACUAUUUUUGUGAUGAGAGAAUUUUUUAUAAAAAAUGCAUAGCAAUCUGAUUAAAUAGAUCUCUUAUUGCUUCAAAGCCAUAGCAGCCAAUUAUUUUAGUCUGGAGCUUUAAGCUCUUUUUUCUCAUGAAAUAAAUGAAAACAAAAAAUUCCUUUACCAUUCCAGCAGAGUGGAGGAUGAGUAUAUCUGCCUAACUACAAAUCAGUGUUUUAGCAUAUUCUUAUAUGUGAUUUUUAUUUAUUUAUUUUUUGAAGACAGAGUCUCAAGCUGUUGCCCUGGGUAGAGUGCCAUGGAGUCAUAGCUCACAGCAACCUCCAACUCUUGGGUUCAAGCGAUCCUCUUGCCUCGGUUUUUCUAUUUUUAGUAGGGACAAGGUCUCGUGUUUGUUCAGGCUGCUCUCAAACUUGUGAACUCAAGCAAUCCUCCUGCCUCGGCCUCCCAGAGUGCUAGGAUUAGUGGCUUCCCAUCAGAGCACAAGUGACCAAUACAGGUGACAAUAAUUUAUUUUCUAAACAUACAAAUACAUUUGUACCUUAAUUUGGCAGCAGAGACUGUUUUGUUAAGGCAAAACAUUAGAAAUUGAGCAGGUAUUUCAUGCCUGUAUUAUGCUUUUUACUUGCUUAUAUAGAAUCACAGUGGGACCAUAAAAUUAUACUAGUAUCUGAAUAUCCUAUAUGAAUUUGAGGGUAAAGUAUAUUUGUACAUAAGUUUAUAUAACCUUGUAUUGAUGAACUUCAUUUUCAGAACUAAAUGUUACAGUCAUUAGUAAUCACAUACACACCUACCUUGAGUCUAUACUAAGCUACAGCUUUAAUUUCUUUUUAGCUAGACAGAUACUGAGCAUCCACUACAUACUUAGCACAAUGCUAGGUACUUAAAAGUGACAUAGGGUAAUGAUAGGCAUAAGAUAUAGCCUCAGUCUUCUGUGAUUUUUCAUAAAUUAUUAACACUACAUUUUUUUUAAAUGCAACAUUAUCCAAUUCAGAGUCCGAGUGACUUAUUUCAAAAGUUCAGAAACCUAUGUCAUCUGAAAUCGGGAAAGUUUCAGAGGCCUGCGUGGUGGCAGGCUUGAGCAUAGUUUGUUUUGAAUCCAAGACAUAUGUAAGUACAGGUUGGGGGCGGCGCCUGUGGCUCAGUGAGUAGGGCGCCGGCCCCAUAUGCUGAGGGUGGUGAGUUCAAACCCAGCCCCGGCCAAACUGCAACAACAAAAAAAUAGCCGGGCGUUGUGGCGGGCGCCUAUAGUCCCAGCUGCUCGGGAGGCUGAGGCAAGAGAAUCACAUAAGCCCAAGAGCUGGAGGUUGCUGUGAGCCGUGUGACGCCACGGCACUCUACCGAGGGCAGUAAAGUGAGACUCUGUCUCUACAAAAAGAAAAGAAUAGGUUGGUAAUCAUGGAGAUUCAGUGUGUAUUUCAAAGAUAACUUAGCUCAGAUAUUCCUAGGUGAAAAUCCUUAGCUAUCAGCCAAGAAUUGCUUUUAGAAAGUAGAUGUAUAGAAAUGGCAGAGAGGGUGGCGCCUGUGGCUCAGUGAGGAGGACGCCAGCCCCAUAUAGCGAGGGUGGCGGGUUCGAACCCAGCCCCAGCCAAACGGCAACAACAAAAAAGAAAUGGCACACAUAGAUUAUUACCAAUAGAUCAUGCAAAUGUUGACCAAAGUCUGCGUUUUGUGUAAGAGGCAAUCUCCCUUUUCUAACUUUUGGUGGCUCACCUUUGCUGGCCUCACUGCUGACUAAAAGGUGUCAAACUGCCACUUUGGGAGUACUUCCCCUGUAGCCUCUUAUUCCGCCAAUAUAAAUUGAAGGUAACAGGCAGUUGAAUCCUACUGUCCUUUAUUGGUAUGGGAACAUAGUUGUGGAACUUUGUGUUUCAGAGUUAAUUCAGUCUUACUGGAUCAGAGAGCAAAUCUUGAUUAUUUUUCAGAAUUAAAUGAGGCCUGUGGGUGUCUGGGUAGAGGAAGAGAGGUCUGUAUUGGAAGGGGAGAUGAAAGAGGAAGGGAAAGAUGGAGUUAAAAAAGGGGAAAACCAGUACAUACAUACAUACAUACAUAUUGUUAGUAAGCCUCCAAUGUCUCCAGGGCCAUUGAGCUAGGAGGCCUUUAUAAAAGCAUGUUUGAUUAAAAACAAGCUACAUGUAACUCAUGUAGCUUGAGUAGGAUUUUGUUGAGUCUAGACUCAAUUUACCCCCAAGUGGAAAAUUUGUAAAUUUUUAUUUAGUAAGCAUGACAGGAAAAGAGGCUUUACUUCAACCGUUAGUAUUGUUACUUCCUAUAGAUUUAUCCCUAGCUAUCCCUAACUCCCUUAACACUCUCAAGAAUCUUGCAUUAUCUUAUACUAAUUCUUGCCAGAUAGAUUUUUUUUUUUUGUUUUGAGACAGAGUCUCACUAUGUCACCCUCAGUAGAGUGCCAUGGCGUCAUAGCUCAGCAACCUCAAAGUCUUGGGCUUAAGCAGUCCUCUUGCCUCAGUCUCCAAAGUAGCUGGGACUACAGGCGCCUGCCACAAAGCCCAGCUAUUUUUUCGUAGCAGUUGUCGUUGUUUAGCAGGCCUGGCCAGGUUCAAAUCCACCAGCUCAGGUGUAUAUGGCCCGCACCCUAACCACUGAACCAUGGGCUCCAAGCCACAGAUAGAUUUUUUGAAAGUACCACCUGCAUGACAGAAGUCACUUCCUUUCUUUUUACAUCUAGUGAGGCUGCUGCUGGUUUUUUUGUUUGUUUUUUUGCAGUUUUUGGCCGGAGCCGGGUUUGAACCCACCACCUCCAUAUAUGGAGCCUGGCACUCUACUCCUUUGAGCCACAGGUGCUGCCCCUGCUGCUUUUUUUUUUUUUUUUUUUUUAAAGACUCAGUUGCUCUGUCACCCUGACUAGAGUACACCAGUGUCCUCAUCGUAAUUCACAGCAACCUUAAACUCCUGGGCUAAAGUGAUCUUCCUGUCUCAGCUUCCUGAGUAGCUGGGACUACAGGUGUCCAUCACCACAGCAGACUAGUUUUUCUAAUUUUUGUAGAGAUGUUGUCUCACUCUUGCUCAAGCUGGUCUUGAACUCCUGACUUCAGGUGGUUUUCCCACCUAAGCCUCCCAGAGUGCUGGGAUUAUAGGUAUGAGCUACCAGGUCUGGCCCAGUGAUACUUCUUAAAAUAUUCUAAUACACUGAGUUUGUAUAUUUAAAUUCUUUUCCAUAUUAGCUUUACUGGUAAGUGCUUGUUACCCAGAUGUCUUAUAGUCUAAAGAGUAUGAAAUGGUAGUGAGUGUGUCUAGCCCUAAUGGCUAUUAGGGAUAAUUUCUUUCAUUGUAUAUGCUAAUAUAGAUGUAUAAUUCAGAUAAGCUUUAAAUUAAAAUUUUAUAUUUUCAGCAAACAUUAGGUUGUGCUCAUCAUUUAUUGCCGGGGUCCCACCUCAGGGCAGGGUCUGUUGAGACCUGUGGAUUUGGCUGCCAUUGACUGGGGAAAAGUAAAGUUAGAAACAAUGAGAGACAAAGAGGUAAGACACACAGAAUAUAAUUUUAAAGGUGGGAGCAUAGGGGACCAGUGCCCAUUUGUGGGGUUCUUAUGAGUGGCCCUGAGUGUUCCACUCAGCUUUUAUUGAAGGCUAUUUACUCAUUAGCCCAGAGGGUAGGCUGAGAAAGGGAACAAAGACUUCAGCAGUUUCUCUUAGCAAGCAUCCUUAUUGUUUCUAUAAUCAUUAACUUUAAGGGUCUGAGGAGUCUUGAGAAAUCCAGAACCUGAGCCUUGUGUGGGGGCAGCCUCUUGUCUGUGGUCACACACGCAGAUUCCUGGGUGUGUGUGUGUGUUAAUCUCAGCUAGUUCACUGUGAAGUAAAACGCCACUGGCAUCAGUCCCCUCUGAAGAAUUAGUGUGAAAGAGGAAUUGUCCUCUCAUCACCACCACAGAGGCGUCUUCCUCUGUAAUAGGGAUAUAAGCCCUCCUAUCCAUAUUACAGGGCUCUGGCUGUUGACUGAGCAGGGGAUGGCCUAGUGAAUGUUUCUUGCUUGGCCUUGCACACAGCUUCAUCUGCGGCCAUUAUUUCAAGAGCGUUCACAGACCCGGCAAGGGUGAUGCCAAGCUAUAUCGCCUAUAGGCCAGGCUUCCAGGAAACUGCUCAGAUAAGAUAUUUAGCAGGAGCUGGUUUAAAGGUAAACUAGCUGACUUCUCUUUGUUCCACCUUGCUCAGCUUAUUUUUUUAUUUUCCCUUUUUUCUAGGGGUGUUUACCCUUGCCAAGAACGAGGUCUUUGGUCCCCAUUCUGCCUGCAAUUUGUAAUAUAACAGUAGAGUGGGCCCUUUAUGUUUUUAACCAAUAUGUCCUUCCUUAAAAUCCAAAGACACAAAUAGAAUGAACGUACUUUUACCUCAAAACCUGAUGACAGCCAAGUUGGGAUGCAACAUAGGCAACAGGCUGGGUUUUUUUUACUUGCUAAACAACCAUUCUCACAUUCAGUCUUUUUGUAAGUUUCAGAUUGUUGCUGUAGCCAGAUCAUCUAUGUUAAAGAAAGUGUCAAAGCCAAAUGAUAAACCUAGGGAAACCAGUCUUGCUUUUUAUCUCAUUAACCCUGCAUAGUGUUCAUUUUGGCUCUAGCUAGUUAGACAAGUAUUCAGUUUUCAAGACAUGGUAAGCCAACCACUUUGCCUAUUAGUUUAUAGAGGCUUGAUAAAGUUCCAGAAUACUUUUUUAAAGGGGGCCACAUUGUGCAUUUUUUCUAGACUAAUAUGAUUGAAAAGGAAACCUGUAGUACUGUACAAAUUAUAUCAAACUGACAUAGCUUGAAUUCUGUUGACAAGAAAAUGGUAUUUGUUCUAGUGUUAUAAGGCUUUGACUCAGAACUUUUAAUGACAUGAGAGCUGUGUGGUGUAUUUUUUUUUUUUUUGUAGAGACAGAGUCUCACUGUACCGCCCUCAGGUAGAGUGCCAUGGCGUCACACGGCUCACAGCAACCUCUUUACUCUUGGGCU
Nycticebus coucang (slow loris) is the source of this 8921-nucleotide messenger RNA. RefSeq names its product NOC3 like DNA replication regulator (gene NOC3L). Bases 116 to 2524 code for a protein of 802 amino acids. Gene Ontology annotation, molecular function: chromatin binding. The record is from RefSeq and is a predicted model, not a curated record. Gene Ontology annotation, biological process: DNA replication initiation. Gene Ontology annotation, cellular component: nucleolus. The transcript is spliced from 21 exons. NCBI's taxonomy places the organism in Eukaryota, Metazoa, Chordata, Mammalia, Primates, Lorisidae.